AGAAGAUGAACAGAAACAAGCCGCCGGUCAAGGGGAAGAGACGAGACAUUAUGAUCCGUUGCUCGCUACUACUGCGUGUACGUCAUCAACAUCCUGCAUUGCGCCCCGGGUUGGGGCGGCAGGAGAAAAAAGUGCCACGACCAGAUUACAUAAUGGACCCGGAACAACCCCCUCCACCAAUCAGGGAAAAAAUACGAUUCCGGUGGGCAGAUCAUCGAGCAACUUUUACCGUGCC
Messenger RNA from Amoebophrya sp. A120, 235 nucleotides. The record is from the annotation of a GenBank genome assembly. NCBI's taxonomy places the organism in Eukaryota, Dinophyceae, Syndiniales, Amoebophryaceae.